Molecule: messenger RNA, 1479 nt
Organism: Laccaria bicolor S238N-H82
Lineage: Eukaryota; Fungi; Basidiomycota; Agaricomycetes; Agaricales; Hydnangiaceae
Exons: 3
Coding region: 1-1479 (492 amino acids)
Source: RefSeq, a predicted model, not a curated record
AUGUUCCCUCUGAAGCGACCUCCUCCACCGCCACCACCUCCACAGGGCUCAAAGAUUAUUCGAUCACCUUCUCCUUCAGUAUCUCCACCAUCACCCUUGACUCGCCCAGUCCCCAUUCCCCAGUCUUUGUUGGCGAGCUUCUUUUUGUUGAACGCUCAGCAAUCAGAUACAGGGCCGACACAACGCAGUGUCUCAGCCUUCAAGGGCAGAUUUGGUAGUCCGCCUUCAUCUUUAAGAUUGCAUACCCCUCGUCAAAGCGUAUCGGAGUCUUAUCCCGAGCCUCCUUCCUUCAUUGCUCCCAAACCCGCCAUACCACCUCGACCCUCAGCUCUUCUGGCACCUUCACGAACGGUGCCGCAAGACUCGACUACAGAAAAAGCCCGGCGCGGGCCGUUUUCGGACGAUGAGGAGCAUGAUACGGGAUCCGAUGCAUCUCUAACCAUUCCCCCAAGGAGAUUCCAUCACGAGCGGCCUCUUUCUCAUCCAGGCAGAUCCAUGCGAGAGUCGAGUGACUCUUCAAAUGGGGAUGACGUACGACCUAGUACACGCCCUUCAAGCAUGAUGAUCCCCCCUCGUCGUCCUUUGUCAUCAAUAUCCCCAUCCAGCGACCUCAUAUCAUUGUCUCCAGCUCCUCAAGCAGUGCCCGCUCCUUCUGUAGCAUCUCCACCGCCCCUUCCUGUGCGCCGCAGCACACUUGCGCCCCAGCCCCAACCUCCGCCCGCAGAAAUAACUCAGCAGCCACGGCCACCACCUCCACGCCGUCUCCCAAGUCGCACGCAGCAACCCGCAGUAAUUAUAGGCAACAAUAAUAACGGUGUCGCGUACGACUCCCCAGCUCCUUCUCCUGUGGCUGAGCGCAGGCCGGUUGGUACCAGCAAGCUUCAGCCACCACCCACACGCACGAUUGGGCUUGGCGAGAGGCUGCCUGCUAUACGCCCUCCCACCUCCCCCUCAUCGGAUGAUGAUUCCGGGGACGACGAAGAUCCAAAGGUACACACCAUGGAUUCUUCGCCAGAUAGCAGCUCCUCCUCUCGUCGUCCACCUACACUGUCCUUCCGUGAUGGCUCUUUUGCAGAGCCUCGGAUACAGGUCCACGCUCAUACGGGAUGUGUUCUAGCUUCUGGGUCCCACAUCGUUGUUGCGCAUGGCCAUCACAUGAGGAUGUACGAUCUGUCACUGUCAGACGUUCCCCUGCUCUGCCUCGACACGAAAGAUAUGGCCAAAGACGCCAAGAAUACGUGUAUGGAGCUCAGGCCUUUCGAUAGCAAUUUAGAUCGCGGAUUUCGCCUGUGGGUGGGGACGAAGGAAGGCCAUAUCUUCGAACUGGACAUCAGGACUGGGGCCGUACUCGGAAUCAAACACGCAGCACACAUACAAGCAAAAGACGGUUGUGGAAGCCGCUUGGAUCAAGGAGCAGACGAAGCUCCUGAUCACUGCCAAAGAGUUUUAUGUGAGGCAGGCGCUCAUGUAAUCAAGUGA